CCUGUUGGUGUCUGACAUACAGAAAAGACAGCUGGAAACUACAGCUCUGCCAUCAAGCUUGUCUGAGUUUCUCUACUUUUUCCCCUCCCAUAACUUUAGAAGCUUUGUUUUAUAUAUAGUCUCUGUGCAGCAUUAAAGAGGCUCAACCUGUUGGUUAAUGAGUACUGUCCAGACCUUCUGGGACAUCUCUCUUAAAGGGCAGCAUCCUUUUUGACUUUGUCAGUUCUGUCACUGCAAGUCAGUGUUCAUGUAUGGAACAUGUGAUUCAAGCUGUUCUGGCUCUGGAAAUGCAGCAGUAAAAAAGAGCCUCUUGUACCACAAGUGGUAGAUUUUAUUACUUUUUGGGAAACGGAAACCUAUUUUCUCUGAGUGUAUUUCUAGACACUGGGAGUUUUCAACAAUCAAGAUAUUGUUUUAAUGAAAUCUGGAAACAUGAGGUUGAAAGAGAUCUCCUUAAGGCAAGACCCUGAUCUGAGAAAGGAAUUGGCAUUAUUGGCCCGUGGAUGUGAUUUUGUGUUGCCAUCAAGAUUUAAAAAAAGGCUUAAGGCUUUUCAACAAAUCCAGGUCCAUCCAAAGAAGGAAGAGCCAUUGACACCUGCUUCAAGCCAAAACAUUCCAAAAUUUUACUUUCCUAAGGGAUGCCCAAAAGCAAAUUUUAAUAUUGAUGGCAUCAUUGCAAGGAUAGAGAAGACUUUUUCUGGCUUUCCUCUUGAAAGAGCAACUUUGGAAGAUAUGGGGAAAGUAGCUAAGGCUUGUGAAUGCCCACUGUAUUGGAAAGCACCAUUGUUUUAUGCAGCUGGUGGAGAUCGUACCGGAUACAUUUCUGUUCAUAAGUUCAUAGCCAUGUGGAGAAAGAUCUUGCAGACUUGCCAUGAUGAUUCAGCAAAAUUCAUGCAGCUUCUUGCAAAACCCGGAUGUAAUUAUUUGGAACAGGAAGACUUCAUUCCAUUUUUACAAGAUGUAGUGAACACUCAUCCACAUUUGACAUUUUUGAGAGAAGCUUCAGAAUUUCAUUCCCGCUACAUUACCACAGUAGUCCAAAGGAUUUUCUAUCAAGUGAAUAGGUCAUGGUCUGGACGUAUCACAUGUUCAGAGCUCAGGAAAAGUAAUUUUUUACAGCAUGUUGCAUUACUGGAGGAGGAAGAUAUAAAUCAAUCUUCAGAUUACUUUUCUUAUGAACACUUUUAUGUUAUCUACUGUAAAUUCUGGGAGCUUGACACUGAUCAUGACUUGUACAUCGAUGAAAACGAUCUUGCCAAGCACAAUGAUAAUGCAAUAUCAAGUCAUGUUAUUCAAAGAAUAUUCUCAGGCGCAGUAACACGAAGCCGAAAAAUUCAUAAAGAAGGAAAAAUUAGUUAUGCCGAUUUUGUUUGGUUUCUGUUAUCUGAAGAGGAUAAGAAGACACAUGCAAGCAUAGAAUACUGGUUUCGCUGCAUGGAUUUGGAUGGAGAUGGUGUAUUGUCUAUGUAUGAGCUGGAAUACUUCUAUGAAGAACAGUGUCAGAAAAUGGAAAGCUUGGCCAUUGAGCCCUUGCCUUUUGAGGAUUGUCUUUGUCAGAUGUUGGAUUUGGUAAAGCCACAAACUGAAGGCAAAAUUACUCUCCAUGACUUAAAGAAAUGCAAGCAAGCAAAUAUUUUCUUUGACACCUUCCUUAAUUUGGAAAAAUACCUUGACCAAGAGCAGAAAGAUCCCUUCUCUGUAUUGAGGGUUGGAGAAAAUGAAGGGCAAGAGCUGUCUGACUGGGAGAAGUAUGCUGCUGAAGAAUAUGCCGUCUUGGUAGCAGAGGAAGCAGCAAAUGAACAGUGGAAUGAUGGGCUUUUUUACUGGUGUCCUGUGUGGCCUGUCUGUUCCGACUUCCAGCCUACCUUGCCCUGAUACUAUGUUCCCCAGCUCCAGUGGCGACAACUAAGGAUGACCAGCAUGGGUACAGCCCCAUCCUCCUUCCCAUCCCCUCCAGAGGCAGGCUUGGCACCCAUGCAGGCCGCUUCUGCUCCUUUCCCACCACUUCCUGUAGACCAUCAUAUGCCUCUUAAUGUCCCGUGUGUCUCCAAACUCACCUUUGCUUUACCUCCCGUGCUUAUCAAGGAUGCAGAUCCUGCUCCCUACAUGACCUUUGGCAUACCCCUGGAAGUCCCACCAUUGGCAUCCUAUUGGUGAUCUCCUUUAUUUUGUGACCACACAUAACAUUAUUUCAUUAUUUUUGACAAUACUUAAACUAACCAAAAUUCCAGAAUCUGGACAUAAAUAAAUAAAAGCACCAGACAUUUCUGAACAUUUAUUUCAAGUUUCUAGAAAUUAGGUUUGAUUCACAUUGAAUAGCCUUUUUAUCCCCAUUUCCCUCAGCUUAAAACCAAAAGCAAAAAUCAGCACCGGACAUUUCUGAACAUUUAUUUCCAGUUCCUAGAAUUUAGGUUUGUUUCACAUUGAUAGUCUAUUCAGCCCUAUGCCCUUCAGCUUAAAACCAAAAAUCAGCAGCAGACACCUCCCAAAUUCUAAAUACCACCAUGACAAUUUGGCUAUAUGAAAGAAUGAUGUGUACCAUACAAAAAGAAAGCAAGAAUGAGCAAAUUAGCUAGGUGCCAACGUGCAAUGGCAUUGCGGAAAAUAUUGUUUAGUUGAAGGUUACAUUCCAUGCUUUUGGUCCAGUUCCCAGUACUGCCUUGUGAAACCUGCAUAGAAUGAACUGCUACUCAGUAAGUCAUUCUACAUGUAUCACUUAUGUACCUAUUACUUUCCCAUUCCUCUCGCUUCUACCUUCCUCUAAUCAUGACUGUCACUAACUCUAACUCUUCUUUUAUCUACCGUCCCUGUGCUAAUUAUAAAUAUGCUAAAUAAGUGCUCUAUAUGUGAGGAAAAGCAACACAAUUCUAAAGCUGCUUUCGGAUUUAGGUAGAAGAACAGAAUCAAGUGCCAUCUUUUAAAAACAUUUUCAUUACUGUUGUAGGUAUGACGGAGAGCUGAAUAUUUUGGAUAUUCCAGUGGCAAAUAAGGAUAAAUGUUCAGCUGAUAAAAGGUCUUUCUUUGAGUUGCCAUCUCAUUCAUCAGAAGUCGACCUGGAAGAAUAUGAGUAUGAA
This is a messenger RNA of Xenopus laevis (African clawed frog), 3074 nucleotides long. It is a transcript of the gene ppp2r3b.S, whose product is annotated as protein phosphatase 2 regulatory subunit B', beta S homeolog. Bases 418 to 1875 code for a protein of 485 amino acids. Gene Ontology annotation, cellular component: protein phosphatase type 2A complex. Lineage: Eukaryota; Metazoa; Chordata; Amphibia; Anura; Pipidae. The transcript is spliced from 13 exons. The record is from RefSeq and is a predicted model, not a curated record. Gene Ontology annotation, molecular function: protein phosphatase regulator activity; calcium ion binding.